Striga hermonthica is the source of this 870-nucleotide messenger RNA. The record is from the annotation of a GenBank genome assembly. NCBI's taxonomy places the organism in Eukaryota, Viridiplantae, Streptophyta, Magnoliopsida, Lamiales, Orobanchaceae.
AUGGUGGACAAAGUUAAAGUAAGCAAGGGCACAGGUUGGACAUUUGAAAACCAGUUCUUGAUUCUUAAAGACUGGCAAGAAGAUCUUCAUACUGAUCACCCAAUCUUCAUGGAGCUUGCCUUAUGGGUCCAAGUGUGGAAUCUGCCUCUUGACUGGUGUUCAACAAAGGUGGGGUCUAAAGUAGGCAGUGUCUUCAACCAAGUGAAGAAUGUCUCGAUUCCGCAAAGUGGUUGGCUUGCAGGUAAAUGCAUCAGACUGCUAGUUACUAUAGACUUGGAUCAGCCAUUAUUGAGGUGUGCUUCAUUGAUGCUCCAAAACAGAAAAAUACUGGUGGAUUUCAAAUAUGAAAAACUAGUCAGCUUGUGCUUCUAUUGUGGCUUUCUAUGCCACCAGGAUAGGAAUUGUGUGGUGAGAUCAGAGGACAUUAAACAGGGUACAGUGAAAGAAGGUUUAUUUGGGGAAUGGCUCAGAGCUCAAGACUACCCCCACCUUCAUCAUUCUUCUUCUCGCAAUGAUAACUCUGAAUCUCCUAAACCCAGUAAUAGUUCCCCUUCUAAACCCUCAUCACCUGAUAAAGCCUCAUCCCUCAUAUUUGAAUCAGAGAAUCCUCCCUUUCAUUCUCCUCCUCUACCUAAAUCUCACAUCUACCCUCCUGUUAUACCCCCUUCUAUCACUGAACCUUCAUCUUCUCCUAAUAACUUGAAUUCUGAUCAUCUUAUGGUAGUUGAAUCACUCUGCUCCUCAGAUAAUUCAUCCCCACCCAUUCCUCCUCCUUCUGAUUUUACUCCUAUCCCUCCCACCUCCGAUUUAAUCUCUAUCCCUCCCCUCUCCCCCCCUCCCCUCCCCCCUUCUGCCAAAACCAGAAAAUAG